Molecule: messenger RNA, 5275 nt
Organism: Corvus hawaiiensis (hawaiian crow)
Lineage: Eukaryota; Metazoa; Chordata; Aves; Passeriformes; Corvidae
Gene: CCDC180
Product: coiled-coil domain containing 180
Exons: 36
Coding region: 619-5175 (1518 amino acids)
Source: RefSeq, a predicted model, not a curated record
AAGGAUUGAGUAAAAGCCAAAGGAGCUGGUUGUGUUAGUUUGCUGGCUGUUGAAGUGACCUCAGGUCAUUUUCAACAUUUCUGGUUUUGGUUUGUUUUGGUAGAAAAUGAAUGUGUUAUCUCCAGCAUAUGCUCUCCAAUGCAUCUUCAUGUGUUCCCAUCUCUUUGUUGUAUAUCAGGUUAUAUUAACUGAAGGCAGAAUCAUAACACAGCAGGAAAACAUUCAGAGGCAUAGCUAGCCAGAUUCAGGCAUUUCUCGCUCUGCUGUUGACUUUUCUGGUAACUGUGAGCGAGGCAGCACAAUCCAGUCACUCCUCUUUUCCUCUCUGAGGAAAAAAGAAUCCUUCUUUUUUCUCAUUUUGAAAAUAGCCUUAGAUGAAAAUGGUUCUGCAUGCAGCAUGUAGGGUUUAUUAUUUUACCUUUCUUUUCUGUUGUCUUUCCCCUGCUAUUUUUAUUAAUUAUUUUGUUGCUGUUCUCCAUUCAAUAGGUUUGAAGGAAUUCUAAUAACUGUGAUUAUGGUUCCUUGAAGGCUCACUUAGCACACCUUUUGGAUGAAGGAAAGAAGAAGACAAGGUCCUCUAAGAAGAGUAAAAGCCGCACUUUAAAUAGGCAUUGGGAAAUGUCUGCUGAUGCCAUGCCAUUACCGUGUAAUCAGCAGAAGUGUGUUGGAAAAACACCCAUCAGUGACUUCAGAAAAAAGCCACAGUCAGACAGACCACCUACAACUCUUCCAAAGGCAUGGGGAAAUGUAGAUUCAAGUUCAGCUGAGAAAGUCAGAGGCCUACCUGAUGUCGUUGUUCCUGAGGAAACAGGCAGCAAUCCAUGGAAGUACCUGGCAGAACGGCGGCAAAAGCGUCACGAUCGAGCAGUGGCCGAAAUGCAGCAGGAGCUGGACUGCAUUGGCAGGGAGAAGGAAGCCUCUGUUUUGAAGCUUCAGGAAUUCCUUCAGCUAAAAGUGAUGGAAUCAGAUAAAAAGAGUAAACUUCUGUUUGAAAAGAUUGCGUCUGACGUGGCUCUGGAAGGUUUCUCUUUUGAAGGUUUGGAAGAACUGUGGAAUAUGAUCGACCAGGAAUCCUCAAACAGAAAGAAGUGGGUUAGGGCAGUGGACGAAUCCCUAAAGGAGAUCGAAAGGAGUCGAGCCGUUAAAAUAGCAGAUGUGCUGUCCAAGUAUACCGUGCAGCUGGAGGAAAUUUCCUUCUUCUUGGCAGCUGAUGUUCACAAGCUCAUUAACGAUAAGGCCAUGACUAUAAACAGAGCACUGUUGCAUAAUGAGAGGGCAACUGCCAAGCUGCUCUUUAAUCUAAUGAAAUCAGAGCUCGAGAAAGAAAAAUUGCAUCAACUAAAAUGGCAAGAGAGAGUCAAGGACUGGAAGCUCAUCCAAAAAAACCGUGUAGUUCAGAGUUUCAGAGAAUUUAUGGCAAGUGAAGAAAUACAGAAUCCCCCAACUGUGAAAACGGAAAUGGAAAAUAUGAUAAAGGAGCAGAUUGUACUUAGUGAACAGAGACUGAGGGUUUUGCAGCACACUGGCACCUUGUUGCCUCCAACACACACAAAAUCUGAGAUAAAUGAAUGGUACAGAACUCUGGAGAAUUUAAACAAAGUUAUAGACACCCGUAAUGCAGAGUGCGUGGAGAAAAUGCGUGUCCAGUAUGAGCUGGUGCAGGGCAAAUGUGAGGAAAAAGUGCAGAUCUGCAAGAUGAGCUUGUUGGAUAUGAACAUUUGCCCAGGAGUUGUUGAAAUUGUGUAUUGCGACAUGCUUCAGAUGACUGAGAAACUAAAACACAGGUUUGAAGAAGAACUGGAGCACAUGGAUAGUGAUUUUAAGGAGAUGGCUGAACAGCACAAGCAGCAUUGUCAAGGCUUGUACAGCUAUGUUGAGGAGGCUGUGGGUCUCUGGGAUGUCCAUCAACUCCAACUGUCCCAGCAGGAAGAUGUGCUUCAGAAGAAAGUAGAUGAAUACAGAUGGGAACAGGAUGACAUAAUACAGACGAUGAAAGAUGAUCUGGAUAUAAUUCUGGAAAAAAUGAAAAUGGCGAGCUGUGAAGAAGAGCUGGAGGAAUAUUUGGAGAAUGCCCUUUUUUCUUUAAAUGAAAUUAGAACGAGGAAUGAGACACUCAAGCAAAUUUUAAUGGAUGAAGUAAUGGCUUACCCAAAAGCUAUUUGGGGGGAAUUGACUUCUUACACUAUAUCCAUCACCCAGCAUUUUAGUGUGAAGGAAAUCUUCAAACAGAACUUGCAAGGCCAGAUAGACGCCACAGUUCAAGAUCAAAAUAAUACCUCAACAGUCCAAACAGGGCUCGAAGCAAGGUCAUCCCAGCCCAGAGCAGAGCAGGACAAUCAUCUCUCUCCACUGGUGCCAGAAGAUAGGGACAGCUGUCAAAAACCAGCUGGAGAAACAAACCCAACUGAGAAUCACAUGAUCUUGGCACAGGAAAUUGAAGGAACAGAGGAAGAAGAAGAUGGGGAGAGUAUUCCUCAUAAAAGUAAAGAAAAUGAGCAUGCAGAACAAGCAGUAAGCAUUAUGCAGUCAGUGGCCGAGAGCAGCAAGGCAGAAAGGACUGAAAUUGCCAUGGAGUCUCUUUCCACUGCUAGUGGAAACACUUCCACUGUUCUUGGAGUUGAGGAGGCAGGAAAGACUGACAGGACAAAGAGUAAUUUUACAAAAUACAGAGAGGAAGAAUCACUUCCUAUGUACCUGAAAUAUGUACUUCUCACAGAAAGUAUGUUUGUCAAGCUGAAGAAAAGGGUUCGCCUCUGCUUUUUUGAACACUUGGAGAAAUGGUGCGCAGAAUCCUCGUCCAGCUCCUUUAUCUUUGUAGCUGCCAAGAAAGAGGAGCUGAAUGCAAUACUUCUGCUGCAUCUUCAGAUGCAUCAACAAAAGCAGGAGGAGAUACAGACAAAUAUCUACAAUGCUCGAGCUGCGGAACUGGCGCUUCACAAAGAGCGUCUUGAGUGCCACUGUGCAGUGCUGGGAGAAGGCUUGAAAAAGGAGAAGGCUGAAUUUCUCAAAUUCUCCGACCAGCUAAAUAACCUCAACACAAACUUUCAUUCCCGAGUCCAGAACUUGGAGCAUGACUUCCUCCACGCUCCUGUGACUGAGCAAUCAGCUUCUUCCAGCAACAUUCUGCAAUCAGAACUCCACAACCAUUUGGAAUCAAUCAGGGUUACUGUGAGAAGUUACCAGCACCACUUGGAGGAAGCUCUAGGAAAAUUAAGGAAUUUGAAUGUGGGUUUUCUCAAAAGUUGCAGAUUAUUUUCAGAGGCAGGUGACUUUUCUUCUGAGGAGGUAAAUGUUUUCACCAAGUGUCUUCAGAAAGAAAGUAAGCAAAUUGACUCCUUUGAAAGUUCAAUCAAGACAGAUGUGAAGCAAAUAGAAUCGAGCUGCUUGGAGCAGGCUACUGAACUUAUCAAGAAGUAUGGAAAAAAGUUUGCUUCUCUCUCUCUGAGUCAAGCCUUUAUGGAGAAGGUCCAUCAGUCUUUGAGACAGCUACGACAGCAAAUCAAAUUAGAGGUAGCAAAUUCCAAUUUGCAGUCAGUCACAUUAAAGUCUUACCUGGAAAAGCUCCAGAGGAAGAGAGAUGCAUAUGUUCAUUCUACUGCAGAUAAAGAAGCUUUAACUUCUGAAGAGUUGUAUGAUUUUGCCAGAGAGGUGUUGAAAGAGCUGAAAAAGAGGAGCCAGUAUCUUGACUGCUUCUUAGUAAAAGCAAUGAUCCCACGUGCCCCCGAGGACUUCACCACUCUUGGCACAGAUGGGACAUUGCAAGAGGACUUCACCACUCUUGACAGGGAUGGGAUGUUACAAGAUUCCAUUGCUCCUGCCAUUCAAAAAGAGAGUCUCAGAGCUGAGAGCAAAAGGAUGGUGAUGGGACUGGAUCCUGACAAAUUCCCUUUGUUAAAUCCAAGCAGAAUGGGUACAUCAGUACUUGAUGAUUUGGCAGUAACUGUUAUCAGAAAAUUAGCAGGGUUUGACCCAUUAAAAAAAUCCCAAGACCUAAAUCAGGGGAGAGCAAAAAAGAAGAAGGUAUCCAAUGCACAUUCUCAGAAGUCUGCAGUUCAGAUCAGGAAGAAAUCAUCUUGUGAUGAAACAAAGCCAAAAAAAAGUGAAAAAAAAGGCAGAAAAUCUCUUUCCAUGGAAGAGAGAUCCCAGCUAUUUGGAAAGAAGUCUAUGAAGUCUAAUACUUUUAAGGGGACUGUUAUGAAUAUUCUCUGGAGGGGUAACAACACCUUGCUCUCCCUUGGUGAGGAGUUCUAUGGAGGAAAGAAGAAUCUUCAGAUGAGAAUGCCUGAAGAUCUGCCAGAGACAUUUGAACAUUGGGCAGAAAUGCUCAGACUGAAACUAUUGGCAUACCAAAGGCAGACAGAUGAUUACUACAAUUUCUGUCUUGGAGAAUUUCGGGAUCAGCUGACGUGGUUUGAGGAGGAGCUCUCUUCUGUUUCCCAACUGGUUGUGGAAAGUCUUUUAAAAGAACAUGAGCAGAAACUCAGCUCUUUUACUGCUUAUACUCAGCAUCUCUUCAGCAGACAGCUGAAGGAGUGGGAGGAUGUGAAGACUAUGCACCAGAGAAAAUUACAUUACUCCCUGGGACACCCAGAUAACUCCUUUCAGCUGGAGGCUUUGUGCCAAGAGGAAAUAAAAAGGCAAAAAGAUCAAACUGAUGGUGUUCACCUCAACACAAAGAUGCUGCAGGAUUGUGCUGCUGAGUGUGCUCAGAGCUUUUUUUCUGCACUGGCUGCCCUCACUGAAAAGCUCCUCUUGGAACUAGAUGAAACCAUCACUGUUGAUGACAUACAAGUAGCAGAAACUGAAAUACCUAGAGAGAAGAUGUCGACUUUAAUCCAUCCUAAACAAGCUGGACUUCCUCUAGGAACCUCUGAAGUUCCACAGUUACUCAAACGAGGAAGGAGGAGUUGGCCAGGAAUACCUGAGACUAUUCUUCCUGACGCUCCAGACUAUACUCUUUGCAGAGGAACUGCAUCAGUUCCAACUGCUAAGACUACCCUGGGCCAUCUAGCAGUGGUGGACGCAAGACAAGCUGCAUAUAAGAAAUACAAAUGUAAACUCGAGCAGAUGUUUGCCCAGAUCAAGGAAGAAAGUGCAGCUCAGCUGCGGGCAAUUCAGCGCUGGAAUGAUUGGUGGGAAGAAUCUGUCCGGAAGAUAAAGCUACUCUACGUCUGAGAUCAGCCAAAUUCUGCUGAGCUUUGUUGGUGUAAAUUGACAUGGUUGUAUGAAUGUCACUGAUGUUUUUCUUUUAUCUUACUAAUCUGUUGCACUGAAA